Mollisia scopiformis is the source of this 858-nucleotide messenger RNA. RefSeq lists its product as uncharacterized. The record is from RefSeq and is a predicted model, not a curated record. NCBI's taxonomy places the organism in Eukaryota, Fungi, Ascomycota, Leotiomycetes, Helotiales, Mollisiaceae. The coding region runs from base 1 to 858 and encodes 285 amino acids. The transcript is spliced from 3 exons.
AUGGACGCUGCGACUGACGAUCAUGCUCACCAGCCCCCUCAGGGAGAUCCGACUGGAGCUAGCAAGAAUAUCAAGCACCUCACUGCAUUGGAGAUAUUCGUUGCUGUGGCACGCGACUUUCGAGACUCGCUUCCUUCUAAGGAACAAAAAUUGUUCCAAACAUUCCAAACACAGCAGUCGAUGGUAGAGGAGAUACAGAAGGAUGUCAGGACAUAUCAAAAUAGUCGCAAGUUAUCACUUUUAUGCAAAAAAGUUGAAAGAUUCUCGACCCCUUUGGCUCCUUACUUUGAAGUCGUUAGCAUAACCAUCCAGUCCAACCCUGAGUUUGCGGCACUUGCUUGGGGGGCGAUUCGUUUGUUGGGGUCUAACUACACCAUUUUCCUGGAAAAGAUGAUCAAUAUGUUCGAAGAAAUCGGAGACAGGCUCCCAGCCUAUGGCGAGUACUACGAACUAGUCAGAAAGAGAAAGGAAGCAACGAAUGACAACAGCACUGGUAAGUUGGCCACAGAAACGAGUAAUGAUCGAUUGUGCAAAGCGCUCUCAUAUCUGUAUGCCGAUAUCAUGGAGUUCUGCCAGGAAGCAUAUCAAUUAUUCUCCGCAAACAGAAAAGGCGUUCGACACAAUCUUAAAGUUAUCUCGAACCUGUUUUGGAAGCCAUUUGAUACCAGAUUCUCGAAUUUAUUGGGAAGGCUCAAGUCUCAUCAAGCUCUCUUUAGAAAUGAGAUGCAACCAGAGGAGUCAAGGUUCUUGCAGCUUCAGUUCGCUAGAAGAGAGAGCGAAGCUCAAUUUUCCAAGGACAUAUUGGAAGAUCUACGAAUGCGGAUGAAAAAAAUCAAGACGGAAAAUGAUGAGAAAUAA